UCCCCACCACUGCUUACCACCUCGACUUCCCCGAACAGAGUCCCAUCUCCUGCAAGAACAAUGCGAGAAAGAAGCUCAUACGAGGGAUUGCCAGUAGAGAGAGAGGGAGAAGCGAUCGAUAUGGAGGGAGAGGUCGUCUUGAGAGAGGAGGAGGCGUCGUCCAACGUGCGGCGGAGGCGGCCGCAGCCCAUGGAGGGGCUGGGCGAGGCGGGGCCGCCGCCGUUCCUGACGAAGACGUUCGAGAUCGUGGAGGACCCGGCGACGGAUCCGAUCGUGUCGUGGAGCGGGGCGAGGAACAGCUUCAUCGUCUGGGACGCCCACCUGUUCUCCACCGCCCUGCUCCCCAAGUACUUCAAGCACGGCAACUUCUCCAGCUUCAUCCGACAGCUCAACACCUACGGUUUCAGGAAGGUCGAUCCAGAUCGGUGGGAGUUUGCCCACGAAGGGUUCUUGGGAGGGCAGAGACACCUCCUGAAGACCAUCAAGAGGAGGCGGCACGUACUGCAGAGCACGCACCAGCGAGCAGGAGGGGCAUGCGUCGAACUGGGUCAUUACGGGCUCAACAGUGAGCUCGAGAGGUUGAGGAGGGACAGGGGCUUGCUGGUGGCCGAGGUUGCGAGGUUGAGGCAGCAGCAGGAGCAGUCGAGGGACCAGAUCUUCGCGAUGGAGCAACGGAUGCAGUAUACCGAGAGGAAGCAACAACAAAUGAUGGCUUUCCUCGCUAAAGCGUGCAAUAGCCCGUUCUUCAUUCGGCAACUCGUGCAAAGAAAUGCUCGUGGAAGGGAAUUGAGAGGAGUCAAAAUCGGGCACAAGCGCCGGUUGACCGCUACCCCAAGCCUGGAGAAUCUGCAAGAUGAGGUCACAGCAGCUGCUGUAGGCCAUGGAGGAGAAGGAGAUGGCGCGAACCGCGAGCAAGAGGAAAUGGUCAACUUGGAGUCGGAAAUGCGGACAAUGUUUUCGGCUGCCUUGGACGAUGAAUCGAGCAGCGAUGUGAAGGAACCGAGCACGGCUCCAAUACCUGCUACGAGAUGCGGCAGCACAGAUGCGGUCAAUCAGACGAUCCUGGAAGAAUUGCUGAGUGAAGAUCUGAUGACCGGGAAUCCAGAAGAAGAAAUAUUGGUCGGUGACCAGCCUGAGAUCGACAUGGAGGCUGAUGAUCUCGCGCCCGGGGGCAGGAAUGCAGGCGAGGGGUUGCAAGACAUUGUAAAUCAAUCGGGUUAUCUCGGGUCGAAGCCGUGACUCCGUCCAGGCUCAUUGCGGCGGAGGAUAAAUUCAUGGAAGAGUGGUGAGAGGCCGCCAAAACGGAUUUAAGGACACAACAGGGUCUCCUUAGUACUUCAUGUCUAGUCACUUUAGUAGCAGUUGGCAGAGGGAGUUGUAUUUUCUGUACAGAGCACUAAAGUAAGGCAGUAUGUAAGUAAAGAUUGCAGCUUUAACUACUAUAACUGUUAGCUUA
Messenger RNA from Rhodamnia argentea, 1456 nucleotides. Its product is annotated as heat shock factor protein HSF30-like. Gene Ontology annotation, molecular function: DNA-binding transcription factor activity; RNA polymerase II cis-regulatory region sequence-specific DNA binding. Gene Ontology annotation, biological process: regulation of transcription by RNA polymerase II. The transcript has 2 exons. Bases 61 to 1239 code for a protein of 392 amino acids. The record is from RefSeq and is a predicted model, not a curated record. Gene Ontology annotation, cellular component: nucleus. NCBI's taxonomy places the organism in Eukaryota, Viridiplantae, Streptophyta, Magnoliopsida, Myrtales, Myrtaceae.